UAUGCACUUAGUUAGCAUUGCAAUCUCACAUAAUUGAAAUUCGUCGUGUUGUCGAUUGAUUAUCUGUUUCGGUACUCAUCGCAGAUUGAGUUUUUUCCUUAUUUACUCGUUUAAUUUAUUUUGUUGUUAUAUUUCGGGCAAAACAAGUUAAUUUUAGAAGAUUUAACACAAUAUUUACCAUUGUCAUCAGACUCGAUCAUACAUUUUGCGUGCGUGGUUAGAAGAUCAACUUCGUUUCAUUCCCCAGCACUAAGUAUUGCAGGGUUUAACCGCAGUCAUGUGGAACAUUUCACGUUGGCUCAUUUCGCUCUUCUUUCUUCAUGCCAGCGACGCGGCGAAUGUCCUGGUCAUCAUUUUAAUGCCCUCCAUCAGUCAUCAGAUCCCGGCUCUUUCUCUCAGCGCAGAGCUUUUGCGGCGCGGACACCACGUCACCUACAUCGGGACUAACAUCAUUCCUGAGUUGGAACAUUCGAGAAACUGCACGUUUGUGAAUUUAUCCUUCGCGUAUAAGCGGAUGACUAAAGCCGGAACCUCCAACUCCACAAUCAAUUUCCAACAAAAGCUCGGCCGAUGGGCAUGGCCAGACAUGUAUCGCAACUCGUUCAAUCUCGCCAGGGAGGAAAUUCAAAGCGAUGCGUUCCGGACAAUACUGAGAGAGACGGAAGCAGGUCAAAGGGCAUACGACUCCAUCAUAAUAGAGGGCAAGUACUCGCUAAUUUUGGUGCCUCUACUACGCAAGACUUGUGGCAGCAUACCCAUCAUCGCCUUUUGUUCCCUGUCGACGGACUAUGUCAUCGAGAAAGCGCUGGGCAGUAUUCCGCACUUGUCCUUCAUGCCUAUGGUAUUUAACGGGUAUACGGACCGCAUGAGCUUAUGGGAGCGAAUAGACAAUUGGUUCAGCACCCUCUGGCUCUGGAACUCAUUGCAAAGCAAGACCUUUAUUGUCGCGAAAGAGAUUCUUGCCGAAAACGGGGUUCAUAAGGUCAGCAUGGACGAGGUAUAUCGAAAUAUCAGCUUAUUCAUGAUUGCGUCGAAUCACAUGUACUUUUACCCACGGAUGCUUGCACCUAACGUCGUUACGGUCGGACCGCUUCAUAUCCGGGAUAAAGCGAAUGUUACCCUCACCAAGGACGUGGAAUCCUGGCUGGACGGCGCUGAGGCUGGGGUUGUUUACGUAAGUUUCGGGAGCAACAUGAAGAGUGUCUCACUACCGGAAGAGAGUUUGAUGGGUUUAGUAGAGGCUUUGAGUCAACUGGCGCCCGACUAUCGUGUCCUUUGGAAGUGGGAGUCGGACGAGCCCCUGCCUGGGUGCGCGGGGAACAUUCUGACCAAGGGAUGGUUUCCCCAACAGAAGGUUCUAGCUCAUCCAAAAGUCAGGCUUUUCAUCACCCAAGGAGGCUUGCAAAGUUUCCAGGAGGCGGUUCAUUAUGGAGUUCCUCUCUUAGGUGUUCCUUUUUUCGGAGACCAAAAUUUGAACACAGGAAAAAUGUCAGCGGCUGGCAUAGGAUUGAAGCUUGAUCCUGACCAUCUUAGAAAUGCGCGAAUGAUACAGGAAGCUUUGAAUCAACUUUUACUUGAUACAAAGUAUGCAGCCAGAAUGACGAAAUAUUCAGAAAUAUCGAGAGAAUUCACGGAGAGAGGAAUGGCACAUGCUGUCAUGAUGGUGGAACACAUUACUAAAUUUGGCGGAGACCAUUUAAGACCAAUCACAGCUGAAGUCUCGUACCCUGAAUUCUUUUGCUUGGAUAUUUUGUGCUUUGCUAUUCCAGUCAUAAUCUCUCUGCUGUGUGUUCUCAUACAAAUGAUCAAGCGUAUUAAUGCUUAUUCCAUUGCUAUGGGUCCACACUCCGCUUUAAAAAGAAAUACAAGGAAUGGUGUAUAUCCCCAAAAAUUGAAGGGUACUAAUAAAAAAUUGAAUUAAAA
Molecule: messenger RNA, 1923 nt
Organism: Bemisia tabaci
Lineage: Eukaryota; Metazoa; Arthropoda; Insecta; Hemiptera; Aleyrodidae
Product: UDP-glycosyltransferase UGT5
Molecular function (GO): UDP-glycosyltransferase activity
Source: RefSeq, a predicted model, not a curated record